This is a messenger RNA of Rotaria sp. Silwood2, 987 nucleotides long. Lineage: Eukaryota; Metazoa; Rotifera; Eurotatoria; Philodinida; Philodinidae. The record is from the annotation of a GenBank genome assembly.
AUGGCAUGUCAGCAUCCGGGUUGUUCGUUUGAUAUAUUUUCUUCAUGCAUAAAUCAUUGUAUGCAAAACGUUUGUUUGAUACAUUUAAUUGAACAUGGUGAUGCAUUAUUAAGUGAUUUUACGGAUUUACUCGAUCAUCUAGAUAAAUCGACAUGUGUUUUAAUGAAAGAAGCAAAUUUUUCUAAGACUCAAAUCAUUCAACGUCGUCAAUAUGAAAUUGAACGUAUUAAUCGUAUGUAUGAUAAAGACCAACGAGAAAUUCGAAAACGACUUGCAUUUGCUGAAGCUGCAAAUGCUUUAUUAAAAGAUAAACAGCAUAAAUUAAUAAAAUCUAAACAAGAAAAUGAGUGUCAUAUUGGUCAACAUGAUUUUGAACAAAUAAAAUCAUAUGCAAUUCAAAUAAAAGAUUCCUCAUUUGAAAAACAAGACAAAUCAAUUACAAAUUUUCAAAUAACUAAUGAGCCAAAUUUUAUAAUAAGUAAGGCUUUGAAAACUUAUUCAUGUCCAUUAAUUCGACCAAAUGUAUUUGGUAUUAAACUUGAACAUAAUAUUCGUUUUGAUUGUAAUGGAUCAACAUUUAAUAAAUCACACUUAACUAGACAUUUAGAAUAUUAUCAUCGAAUGUUACCGGAAUGUGCACGUCGCUUAAGAAAUGCUAUUGUUAAUGGACAAUCAUCAUCGGAUCAAAUAAAAUUAUUUUCUGAUAAUGAAAUUAUUCUUAAUCAAGAAUUUUUCAGUGAUUGUCCUUUAACAAAUUCAACAAAUAUAUUUGGUGCACAAUCAUCAUUAUCUAUAUUAAUGCAUAUACCAUGUACAAAAAAACAAAUGGUACUAGCAUCAAUGAUAAACCAUUUUCAAUACUAUCAUAAAUUGAAAUAUGAUGCUGCAAAAAAAAUAUUUAAUUUAAUGAAAAAUAAAUCUCUUACACAUGAUAUUAUUCUUUUUGAAAAAGAUGAACGUAUUGGAGCAACGUAUAAGAAAAAAUAA